This is a messenger RNA of Alternaria triticimaculans, 330 nucleotides long. RefSeq lists its product as uncharacterized. Lineage: Eukaryota; Fungi; Ascomycota; Dothideomycetes; Pleosporales; Pleosporaceae. Bases 1 to 330 code for a protein of 109 amino acids. The record is from RefSeq and is a predicted model, not a curated record. The transcript is spliced from 3 exons.
AUGGAUGUAGACGACUUCGCGCCGCCCGCUCCGCCCGCGCCCGCGCCCAAGCCCAAGCCCAAAGAGGCGGAGGCGGCCGUGCCUCCAAAGCGGCGCGCAAAGAAAGCGGCCGCGGGCGCUCCCGCGCCCAAGAAGAAAAAGAAGGAGGAGGAGAAGGAGGAGGAGAAGGAGAAAGAAAAGGAGGAGAAGGAGAAGAAGGACAAGGAGAAGAAGGACAAGAAGGACAAGAAGAAAGGGGGUGGGGGGAGGGGGAGGGGGACGAAGUCCCGACCAUGUAUCGUCGAUAGCGACGACGAGGACGACAAGGAGAACAUCCCUCCUUCCUCUUAA